GCACCCACGACCCCCACCUCUCUUCCUCACACGGCGCCGGCCCCGACUCGCCUUCCACCUCCGGCGACACCCCCUGCCUCCCACCUCCUGCGACCCGCCGCACCCCCCCCGGCCUCCCAUCUCCGGCGACCCACCGCGACCCCUGGGCUCCCAUCUGCGGGCGACCCACCACGCCCCCCGCCUCCCACCUCCAGCGAUGCGCCACGGCACCGCCUCCCACCUUCGGCGAUGCCCCACGGCCCUGCCUCCCAUCUCCGGCGACGCGCCAUCCCUGAACCCCGCCUCCCAUCUCCUUCGACGCGCCGUCCUGAACCCUGCCUCCUCUCUCGCGUCGCCCCCAUUGGCCCCCGAGCGCGGCCGUCCCUCCCACGGAGCCAAGCUCACGGCCGUCACUUCCACCACGCCGAGCUCGCACUCCAUCGCCGCUGGCGCCCCCAACCUCGCGUCAUCCAUGACCCCUCCAUUACACUCCUAUUCUGCAGGAACAUGUCAGUUCGUGUGGAGCAUAACAGUCCGUCAGUUCGUCGGUGGGAUUCGCAGGAUCCGCAGAGCGGCAGCAGCGCUCACUCUCCAAUGGUUGCCCGCGCAAGGAGGAUACAGGGAUGCGACAGUGGUGGAGGAGUCAGCAGCGUUCCAUGGCCUUCGUCCUCCUAGUCGCAUCUUUUCUUAUAAACAGCCAGAAGAAAACGACGCACAGGCUUCAUGCUCUCCAUCUCCUGGUGAAGGGGAGUUAAGCUCUACGACCACUUGGAUGUGGAUGCUCAUGCUCCUCCACUGGGCGAGCUCCAAGGGCACCACGGGCUUGAGAUUGUCAUCUCUACCCUCGGCCGCGAGGGCCAAGAGGCUGCCUGCACCCUGCUAAAUGAAAUGCUACUUCCGACCACCAGCUCGCCUGAUGCCCGUAUGUAGACCGCCAUGCUUUUCAUGAUUUCCUGUAUGCCUGUACAUGAAAAAGUCUCAACAAUUCCGUUUCUUGUCUUCAUGAUUUUGUGCUUGCUUAUCACAAGUUCACGUUACAUGCUCAAUGUAGUAGCUAGCUGAAGAAAAGGUAUUGUUCUGUAGCUUUGGUCUUACCAUUGUGGUGCUUGUGUAAGCGUGGGAAAAUGAAAGAAAGGAUUUUUUAGCAAAUCAAUGAAUGAGAAAAGAGUUUGCUAUUUUCCCGCUUAAUUUAGAGCUCCAAAAAUGUUCAGAGUUCAGAGUAGUUGUUUGGAGACGAACAAUGAAUAAGUAUAAUAAAACAAAAGAGAAAUUUGUAAAAUAGUACGACAAAGUUCACUAUGUAUUCCACCAUCAGUACAUAAAGAAAUACUCCCUCCGUCCCAUAAUAUAAGAGCGUUUUUUACACUACACUAGUGUCGAAAACGCUCUUAUAUUAUGGGACGGAGGGAGUAUCAUACAAAUUCCCUGCUCACGAGACUAUAUUUAUAGCCUAAUGGUUAGUGUCAAAAUGUGUUGUUCUUGUUUCUUUAUGGUUACUUCUUUAUUAUAUGAAUAUGAAUGUGCUAGCUAGCUUAGCAGUACCAUUUGCAGUCAGUAGGUGUAGCUCACACAAUUCUUGGGUCAAUUUUGUCAUAACAAUAAGGCAGGACAUGCUUGCAAGAUGAUGAAACCAUGUAUAUAUAACUUGAUGACUAUCCAAAUUGAGAAAACCCUGAAAUAUUAUAUGUGCUCUCUUUGUAUCAGUUCUUAUGCUUGUGACAAUUCUGCACUCAUACUGUGUUCAGGUUAUUGGUUUCCUCUUGAGCAGAUGAACCACAUUGUCACAUUAAACUACGGGGACAUGUUCCCUCAGUCCUCUCUCGACAAAUCCAACAGUACAGGUUCUCCGGUGCGCCAAGUAUUGCCAGUGGCGAUGUCUGCAUCAUGGCCCAUUGAGGAGAGCAUGCCAGUCAGCUUAGAAGGGGAAGAUGUAGAGGCUGGACUACUCAGAGCCUUUGCCGCUGAUGUUGUGUUGUGUUAGGUCAACACGUAGUAGUAAAAUUAUUUUGCGGGAAGAGAAGACAGCGAGAAGAUGUUCCAGGUGACACGUCCUUCCAUCAAAACAAAAAGUUCAAACAUAGCAAAAAGUCGCAGAAAAGGAUGUGAACAUAGUAUACUCCCAUGGCUGUACGAGUAAACAUACACCAAGUGUAGACUUUCACCAUGUGCUUUAUCAUCAGUUAAAAAAAAGCUUUGUGUGUGCUACUGAAAUUGACAUGGUUUAGUUUGCUUUUACUUGUAUGCUACUGAUAGAUCAACAUUAUUUGCUUGUGUACUAAAGUGACUAAUUUGAACCACA
Molecule: messenger RNA, 2278 nt
Organism: Aegilops tauschii subsp. strangulata
Lineage: Eukaryota; Viridiplantae; Streptophyta; Magnoliopsida; Poales; Poaceae
Source: RefSeq, a predicted model, not a curated record